CCUGUUGGUCCUGUUGGUCCUGUUGGUCCUGUUGGUCCUGUAGGUCCUGUAGUUGGUCCUGUAGGUCCUGUUGGUCCUGUUGGUCCUGUUGGUCCUGUU
Messenger RNA from Sardina pilchardus (European sardine), 99 nucleotides. RefSeq names its product ubiquilin-2-like. The record is from RefSeq and is a predicted model, not a curated record. The annotation marks the transcript as partial. Lineage: Eukaryota; Metazoa; Chordata; Actinopteri; Clupeiformes; Clupeidae. The transcript has 2 exons.